AUGGACACAGAAACGAGCCCUGACCGCAUGGAGGUCGAGGGAGAGCCAGAUGGCGACGGCGACAAGAGGUCGCUCAGAGAGUUCUCGUCCCUGCCUGGUGAAGGAGACGAAUCGAGGGAACAUGCCCGUCCCAGGAAGAGAACACGCCGAGCCUGUGAUAAAUGCUCAUCGUCGAGGACCCGGUGUGAUGGAGAAUACCCCUGUCGCCGCUGCGAAGACUACGGCUAUACCUGCCGCUAUAACCGCGAGAUCAAGAAACGUGGCCGUGCGCCUACCACCUCCUUGGGAAACCAUGCGGCUCGCUCGGAUUCAACCGGUUCGACCACUCCCAGUGCCAAGGUCAAGCGCCAAUCCUUGGGUGCCAUAUCGCCGUCUCCUCCGGUGGCAUCGCCAGAAACAAGCCUUCCACCGCUGCACUUCCCCCAGUCCCAUGAGCGUUAUAGAGACGGCAUCAGCCUGGCCUCCGUCCAGCCUCAUCGUCCCUCCUACGACGAUGGCCGCCCUUCCAUCUCACACAUGGUCAUCCAGCCAUCUGCUGCCCCUGUGCAGUCCCCAGCCUACCUCUCAUCGCCAGCCUACAGCAACACCAACACUCAGAUACAGCUGUCAUCACUUCUAGAGCCAAGUGCCGAAUCACCAGUCCUUAAGAAAACCCAUGAGAGCCCGCCCCAGAUGUCUGCACAGGCUGGACGCACCAGCGACGCAGAACCAUCAGUGCCGAGCGCCAGCGUGGGAUAUCCCUCCCCGGCAAACGCUGGCUCACCUCCCCAGCGUGCGCCCAGCAGUCGGAGCAGGCAGUCUUUCAGCAACUGCCCGCCACCGCUCCCUCAUGGUCGAGAUUCUGUCAGUAGUACGACGAAUGGCCGUGAAGGAUCUAUCCCGGAGGGCCAAAGGCUACACAACUCACUGUACAAGGCACCCUCGGCCGACUGCCGUUACAGGUGCCUGGACCCCGUGCUGCCCUACCUGAGGGAUAUUAUCCCGGCGUCGGUGGCUUGUGACCUCCUUGAUGUCUAUCUCACGGAGCCCGGGAGCUCGCUCUUCCGCUGCGGUUUGCGAGUCGAGAGUGAUCAACCACAGACAGGCUAUGACUUCUCAUCAACUCAGCCCCUGCUGACUGCCAAGAAUGAGCCCGCCGGCGCGAUCGAUGAUGUACUAACAUUCAUCCUCUUGUCUAUUGCAGUCUCUGGAGGUGAUUUCAAAAGCGACUGCUUCAAGUGGUGGAGCAAGGCGGUUCGAUUAGCUGCCUCGCUCGAGCUGAAUCGCGAGGAUGAGCGGUGCUUAGCCACAGUAUCCCCGUGCGCGAAUCCGUUAUGCUCCUGCAAACGUGAACAGGAGGAUUUCUCGCUGUCAAGUACAGAAGCGAGGGAGGAAAGAAGGAGGGUGUUCUGGCUCCUAUACUGUCUCGACCGACAUCUGGCACUCUCAUUCAACCGUGUUCUUGACAUACCGGACUCCUACUGUGAAGUUUAUGAGAACAUCUGGGAGAACUUGGACACCAUAGCACCCAAGGACAUCCCGCCGAGAGUAAUCGGCGCUUCAUCCAUCAUCACCGGGACAGGCUAUUUCGAAUAUUUCCUCCCGUUGAUGAGCAUUCUCGGGGAUAUCAUUGAGGUACACCACCGGAGAUUCCAUCCACGCUUGGGCAUGGUCGACGACACACACGCCGUGGCGAUCAUCGGCGACCUCCUCGCAAACUGCGAAGCCAGCAUCGAGAAGCUGCGCCAGGAGAUCGAGCUGGUCGAGUACGCCGCCCCGAUGCCGACGCCCGGCGCCGGGCCCAGCAUCAAAGACCUCAUCUCGGGCUACUCCAACCUCCCGCCGCCAACACACGGGCCCCCGCCGCCAACGACGGUGCCGGCGCCGACGGCGGCAGCGACGCGGGCCAAGGACCGCUCGCGGCUGCAGCUCGUCACGGCGUACUCGACGCACAUCCUGCACGUGCUGCACGUGCUCCUGCACGGCAAGUGGGACGCCAUCUCCAUGCUGGACGACGACGACGACUGGAUCACGAGCGCGCGGUUCAACAACUGCGCGUCGCACGCCAUCGCGGCGUCGCAGGCCGUGAGCCAGAUCCUCAAGUUCGACCCGGAGCUGACCUUCAUGCCGUACCUGUUUGGGAUAUACCUGCUCCACGGGAGCUUUAUCCUGCUGUUGUUUGCGGACCGCAUGCCGAGGGUGGGGCCGAACCAGAGCGUGGAGCUGGCGUGCGAGACGAUUGUCAGGGCGCAUGAGGUGUGUGUGGUUACGCUGAGCACAGAGUUCCAAAAAAAUUUCCGCAAGGUGCUACGAUCGACGCUGUACAGCGUGCGCGGCUCGAGUCCCACAGAGUGGGAGGAGCACAAGGCAAGACGGAGAGCACUUUCCUUGUAUCGCUGGACGAAAGGAGCGAAAGGGCUGGCACUUUGA
Molecule: messenger RNA, 2409 nt
Organism: Diaporthe amygdali
Lineage: Eukaryota; Fungi; Ascomycota; Sordariomycetes; Diaporthales; Diaporthaceae
Product: transcriptional activator xlnR
Exons: 6
Coding region: 1-2409 (802 amino acids)
Biological process (GO): regulation of DNA-templated transcription; DNA-templated transcription
Molecular function (GO): DNA binding; DNA-binding transcription factor activity, RNA polymerase II-specific; zinc ion binding
Source: RefSeq, a predicted model, not a curated record